GUGCAUUUAAUUUCUCUAUGCUAUCUAAUACCCCUUUCUACAGGUAUUAAUAAGCUUUUUUAUUUUUCAUAAAAUGAAAUUUUCUCGCGUUAAAAUACCUGGUAUCAAACGUGUCAUCACAUUAUGUAGCGCUAAAGGUGGUGUGGGCAAGUCCACGACUUCCGUGAAUGUUUCUCUGGCCCUCAAAAAUAUGGGCUUUAGUGUGGGCCUUGUCGAUGCCGACGUUACAGGCCCCUCGAUUCCGCUCAUGAUGGGCGUCACUCAGUCCCAGGUAGAGACGUACCGCAUCGCUGGGAGCGACCGUUUUGGACCACCAAUGAACUUCGGCGUCAAGGUCAUGAGCAUGGGCCUGAUCGUACCUCAUGACGAAGCAAUAGCGGUGAGGGGCCCCAUGAUAAACAAAUAUAUUCGCGCACUUCUGUUCCAGACAGACUGGGACGAGUUGGAUUACCUGCUAAUUGAUAUGCCGCCCGGUACCAACGAUGUUCACCUUACAAUCACACAAGAGGUGAUUUUAUCCGGUGCUGUUAUUGUAUCAACACCGCAAAAAGUAGCCUUGAUUGAUGUGCGUCGUGGGAUUGACAUGUUUGUGGCCGUCAACACUCCUGUGUUGGGCCUCGUGGAGAACAUGAGCUAUUUCUUGUGCGAUAACUGCAAUAAAAAACACUAUAUUUUUGGCAAUGGUGGUGUGAAGGCGGUUGCAAAGGAGCUUAAGGUCCCACUGCUGGGCGAGAUACCUUUUGUUGAACGCAUUAUGUCUGAUACGGACGAAGGAAUGCCACCUGCACUCCGUGGUGACGUUGAGAUUCCGGCAGCAAAGCCGUACUACGAAUUGGCAAUGAAUAUCCAUGAAGUGCUCGACUCUCUAAAGGACACCGAAGGAGGUCGCGCAUUUGGGGAGUCUACAGGACCCCAAAUCAGUUUUGAAGGCAAGAAGUAAGAGAAAGAAGGAACACUAAGGACAUAUGUUGAGGGUUUAUGAGGAUGCCUUUGCUUGAUACCUCAUAGUUUUCAAUCCUCUAUUUAUCUUUUCUUGCUGUCAUGAAAUCAAUUGACCGUACAAAUAUGACGUUUUUUUAAUUAUAUCUGUAUUCACAUUUAUCGUCACUAAUCGUAAAGAUCUUAGUUUAUGAGAAGACAAUGCCUCUUUUAUAUUAGCAUGGAAGUAAAUUCUUACCAAGAUGUUAUUAUUAUAUGAUUAGCAUUCUUGAUCUAUCAUUUAUAUUUUCUGACUGUGAACCAUUAUGCAUCUACAAAAUCAAAAUCAAAUAAAAA
Molecule: messenger RNA, 1275 nt
Organism: Phytomonas sp. Hart1
Lineage: Eukaryota; Euglenozoa; Kinetoplastea; Trypanosomatida; Trypanosomatidae
Source: the annotation of a GenBank genome assembly